CAAACUAGCAACUUCCCUGAAUAAAGAAACCCACCACCACCACCACCACCUCCGCCUAAGAAGAAACCCAGAAACCAAACUUAACCCACAGAAAACCCACAAUGCCUUCAAGACAAGCCUUCCCUCCAAGCUCAAACCCAAGACCCAAAACCAGUGUGAUUUUCCUCACCAUCACCACUUUUGCCUCUGCAGUCAUUCUCUGUGCCAUUCUCUACUUUCUAUACUACCUCUGGUACUCUCUAGUCCACCGCUCUCGCACCAGCCCAUUUGACUCGGUUACACCACUGGUAAAACUCCAAAGAUUCUCCUACAAAGAGCUCAAGUCAGCUACCCAAGGAUUCAGUGAAUCUAAUUCCAUCGGAAAAGGCGGGUCCGGAACAGUUUUCCGGGGAAUUCUCAAGGAUGGAAAAUUGGUAGCUGUUAAGUUGUUGGAUUCAACAUCUUUACAAGCUGAAAGAGAGUUUCAGAAUGAGUUACAGGUACUGGGUGUGUUGAGAUCUCCUCUCAUUGUUUCACUUUUCGGGUAUGGUGUAGAGAAGAACAAAAGAUUACUGGUGUAUGAGUACAUGCCGAACCGUAGCUUACAAGAAUCUCUUUUUUCGGAUUCAAAUUUGGGUUUGAAUUGGGGGAGAAGGUUUGAGAUUAUUCUUGAUAUUGCCAGAGCAUUGGCAUUUUUGCAUUUGGAAUGUGACCCACCAGUGAUUCAUGGGGAUGUGAAGCCUAGUAAUGUUUUGCUUGAUUCAGAGUUCAGGGCAAAGCUUUCAGAUUUUGGGUUGUCAAGGAUGAAGAUUGAGGGUGAAUUUGGGGUUGAUUUGUUCAGUCAAGAUUUGGGUAAGAGUCAGGAGCUGUGGAAAAGCCAAGACCUUUCGGGGAAUUUGGUGGCGAUUGGUGGGGAGAGUGAAACCCCGGCGAUUGGGAAUCCGGUUGAGAGUGCUAAUGAGGUAGAUUUUGCUCUUGCUCUGCAAGCUUCGUGUUCUUCAAAAAAUAGUAGAUUUUGUAACAAUGUGAGAGGUUUAAGCUUCAGUGCAAUGAAUUUUUAUGGCAAUAUUGGGAAUGAGUACGAUUCCAAUAGUAAAAAUGCAAAGGGGAAAGGGGUUUCGAUUCUUGAGAAUGGUGGGGAGGAUUGGAACAAGUUUGUUAAUUAUGAUGAUGAGCUCUCUAGUGUUGAUCAUAGUAAGGAGUUGAAUUUGAAUGCUGGUUUGUUGCCCGAUGAUACAAUGGGAACAAAGCAGUGGGGAAAAGAUUGGUGGUGGAAACAGGAUGGGAGUGGUGAAUUGUGCAGUAAAGAUUAUAUAAUGGAGUGGAUUGGGAGCCAAAUCUGCCCAUCUGCAAAUCCUGAUUGGGAUGAAGAAAAGAAGUGCUCUCAUGAGAAAAAAAUGACUGAUACCUCUACUCGAUUAGAUACCUUUGAAGAAGUGAAUGAAAUGCAUUUACAAGAACCUGGGAUGGAGUAUCAUAAUAAGAGGUUUGGAAAGGCAGAAUCAAGGAGAUGGAACAUCCAUAAAACGAAGCACAAGAAGAUGCAAGAAUGGUGGAAAGAAGAGCACCUUGAUGAGCUAAGCAAGAAGAAUAAUAAGCUGAACAAGCUUGAAACUAAGUGUAAGAAGCGCUUAAGAAUGCCACAUUUUGAUUUGGGUAAACGAUUUCAGUUCAGGACAUGGAGAAAAUCCAGGCAACUGAAUGUAAAUAAGGGUGAUCCCAAUAUGGAGUUCAGUUUUAGGAGGGGUUGGAAGAAAAAGAAUGCCCAUUCUGUUGGGAGUGAUAUGUGGAGUGGAGAUCUUUUUAGUCGGGAGUUAAGCAGCACAACAAGCAUGAGAGGGACUCUGUGCUAUGUUGCACCAGAAUAUGGUGGAUGUGGGUACUUGAUGGAGAAGGCUGACAUUUACAGCCUAGGAGUUCUGAUCCUUGUGAUUGUGUCCGGUAGAAGGCCAUUACAUGUUCUUUCGUCGCCCAUGAAGCUUGAGAAAGCAAACUUGAUAAGCUGGUGUCGACAAUUGGCUCACGCUGGUAAUCUAUUAGAACUUGUAGAUGAGAGAAUGAAAGAUGAGUACAAUAAGGACCAGGCAAGCUUGUGUAUUAACCUGGCGCUUGCUUGCUUACAGAAAAUGCCUGAGUUGCGACCAGACAUAGAGGAUAUUGUUAAGGUUUUGAAAGGGGAGAUGGAUCUUCCAUCAAUACCAUUUGAGUUUUCUCCAUCUCCACCUUCCAAAUUAUUGAGCAGGUCAAGGAGAAAACAAAAGAUGAAUGCUGAAUAGUGAAUUAGAUUUAGAAUAUCCACCUGAUCUUACUUCUCUUUUUCGUGUCCAGAAGGGAGGAACAGAUGCUGUUUCUAAAAAGGCUUGUUUCUUGGAGAAACGGUGUGUAGUGAGAAUUAUGAUGUUGUAAUGUAAAUGAAAUGAAUGCUUUCUUUCCAAGAUGUUCAUUUUCUGCUCUUUGUUUUGCACUCCUACUUCAUUUUUAGUUAUUGUUUUCGUUUUUCGUUGGUUAGCAUUUAUCUAAGGAAUUGAACAUGAGGUUAGACUAGCGGAAAGUUGGGAUCGAUUGUAAUUAGUGGCUGUUGUAAUGUAUGAGAUCCCAUGUUAUCGUUUCCCAGGACUUUUCCCCCAAUCAUAACUGAUUAUAU
Ilex paraguariensis (yerba mate) is the source of this 2623-nucleotide messenger RNA. The record is from the annotation of a GenBank genome assembly. Lineage: Eukaryota; Viridiplantae; Streptophyta; Magnoliopsida; Aquifoliales; Aquifoliaceae.